AUGACGCGGAGAUCCAGCUCCAGCAGCCACAGCUCCAGCAGCUACAACUCCAGCAGCUACAGCUCCAGCUGGCGAAGAUCGUCAAACGAGCAAUUGUGGAACCCCUGGGAGACAAUCGACAUCGACGCCCUCGUCUCCGUUGAUCCCCACCACAAGCUUUACGUGUCCACCUCGGGGCCCGAGCGAGCGCCAGGCUCGCCGGUCGUGCUCUUCUUCGCCGGGGGAGGCACCCCCUGCGCCGCAUACAUACGAUUCCGAAGGCUCCUGUCGUCCCACGCCCGCGUCUACUUCCACGACCGCGCGGGGUAUGGCUACUCAGAGUUGGGCCGCGGAGAUCUGGACUGCAGCAGAGGCAGCGAGAUAGUCCUGACCGCCCAGCAGGCCGCCCGGGAGCUGUACGAGCUCCUGCAGGUCCUGCGGGUCGCCCCGCCGUACGUCCUGGUCGGGCACUCGUACGGCUGCAUCUGCGCGCGGGCGUUCCUGGCCCUCGUGGAACGGGAGCAGCAGCGGGGCUCCGGGGAGCCGCUCGAGGCGGCGGUCGCGGGCAUGGUGCUGGUGGAGGCGGCGACGGAGCUCAUGUACGACCUGUUCGAGCCGUCCAUCCCGCCGCCGGUGUUCUUCGAGGUGACGCGGGGCGUCGACUUCGGGGCCGUCACGCGCACGCGCGAGCGCUCUGGGCUGACGGAGCACGAGUGGGAGCACGUCGCCGCCAUGAUCAGGCGGACGGCGGCCGCGACCGACUACGAGGACUGCAGGGUCUCGGCGCGGCGGCUCCUGAGGGAGCAGCAGCUUGCCAAUCAGGCCCUGGGGGAUAUCCCGCUUGCGGUUGUGCGUGCGGACUUCUCGCAGGAGUUUAGGUUGAUGUUUGAGGCGGGGGAGGAGAUGGGGAAUGGGACGGAGGAGGAGAGUCUGGAGUGCAGGGCGUUUCUGGGUAAAUUAAGGCUGCACGAUGACGAGCUGAGAGCGAGCCAGCUCCGUCUGUCGAGUGUGAACAGGUACAUCACGAGGUUGGAUCACGGGCAUAGUAUCCUCAUCACGGGGCCUGAGGUUGGCGUGGACGCAGUGCUCUGGGUACUGAAGCGUUGGUCCGAGGCGCAAAGUUGA
This is a messenger RNA of Diaporthe citri, 1104 nucleotides long. RefSeq lists its product as uncharacterized. The record is from RefSeq and is a predicted model, not a curated record. The transcript has a single exon. Lineage: Eukaryota; Fungi; Ascomycota; Sordariomycetes; Diaporthales; Diaporthaceae. Bases 1 to 1104 code for a protein of 367 amino acids.